AUAUAAACGUUAAAUGUAAACAAUAUCGUAUAUUCGAAGCUUUGUCGGAAAUAUUACUGAGCUCUCGAUAGGAUUUAUGGAUCGAGGAAAAUUUUUCUUUUCGCGACGAUGAUUGCCAUGAAGAUCUGUAAAUACGUGACAUAUAUGCAACAUGUUUUUCAAAGAGGAAAAACUGUUCGCAGAUUGAAAAUCAUGUAGCGAAGAUGCGAUUCUCCGUAGCGACAAUCAGGAAGAUACAAGAUGUUUUCAUUUCGGAAAUGAACAAGGGAAUUCAUCAGCAACCGUCCUCGCUACAGAUGGAGAAUACCUAUAUACCGGAACUACUCGAUGGAACAGAAGAAGGUCUCUACUUGGCACUCGAUCUCGGCGGCACUAAUUUUCGCGUACUCCUGUUGGAACUGGCCCAUGGUGCUCCUGUACGACAAGAGGUGAAGCGAUAUUACAUCAGUUCGGAAUUAAGAGUCGGCUCAGCAAUCCCUCUAUUUGACUAUUUGGCUGAGUGUGUCAGUGAUUUCGUCAUUUCUCAGGGUCUUCAGGACGUGGAGCUUCCUCUCGGUUUUACCUUCUCGUUCCCGAUGGUUCAACACUCACUGGACGUCGGUAUUCUGGUGACAUGGACUAAAACUUUUAACUGUUCCGAUGCUGUAAAUAAGGACGCUGUGAGGCUUCUGCGAGAGGCUUUGGAUCGACGAGGCGAUACGAAGGUAAAGGUUGUAGCCGUUUUGAACGAUACUACAGGUACUUUGGUGCAAGGAUCGACGCUGGAUCCUGAUACAGCGAUCGGACUUAUCCUGGGAACUGGCAGUAACGCUUGUUACUUGGAACGUGCAGAUCGGGUCGAGCAUUGGGAGACGGAGAGGCAUGGUGAGAGAGAAGUUAUCAUUGAUAUCGAAUGGGGCGCCUUCGGCGAUAACGGUGUCUUGGACUUCAUCAAGACGGAUUUUGAUCGCGAGAAUGACGCAAAUUCUCUUAUCGUGAAUUCAUUUACAUUUGAAAAAUACAUUGCUGGCAAAUAUCUUGGUGAAGUGGUACGCGUGAUACUUGCGAGGUUGACCAAAGAGGGGCUUUUGUUUGUAGGAGAAUCUACAUCAGAGAGUCUGUUAACACCCGGCAGUCUUACAACCGAUCUGGUGUCGCACAUCGAGCAAGACUCAGUGGAUGGCGAUGACAGCAAUACGAAGGAGAUCCUUGGAAAAUUCGGCAUCAUUCCAGAUGAAGAUGACAUCAGAAUCGUUCAAUAUGUGUGCGAGGUCGCCUCUAAUCGCGCAGCACUUCUAGUUUCGAUAUGUCUUGCAACUUUGCUUGAUCGUAUCGAUAAAGAACGAAUAACGAUUGCCGUUGAUGGAUCUCUCUAUAAGCAUCAUCCUCGAUUAGAAGGUUGGAUGAAGCAAUACAUCUCGCUUCUCGCUCCAGGACGAAAGUUUAAAUUAAUCCACGCCGAAGAUGGAAGUGGCAAGGGUGCCGCACUUGUCUCAGCUAUUGCACAAAGACUCAAGAAGCGAUUACAAUAACUGAAGAAACUAGAAGCGUCCUCUUGUCGUUGCAGUCGUCGUCGUUAUCAUGGCACAACACUACGCAAAUUGUCAACAGCCGUAGAAAUAUUCCAUCAGGUUCUAAUUCAAUACCGUUAUAACUUCUCGAUAGUAUCCACGAAUAUAUUACAAUUCUUAAAUUGAAUUCUAAUGGUUGCACGCGUUUCGAUUAAUAUUAAUCUAGACAUCACAAAUUUAUGCGUUCUAUCAAUCUUACGAUUGAAGUAAGAUGUCACAUCCAUAAAGAUAUUGAUCGACCGGUCAAUGGGAAAUGCGUGUUACUUUAAGGAAACAAAUAUACAUCUGUCGAAUACGUAAGAAAACUGUGAGAGAACGGAUUAUCGAGAGUAAAAUGAGAAAUGAUAUUAUUUAUUGAACGGAACUGUGCAAUGGGAACAUAUGCAUUUGAGAGGCAAAAAGUUGUUGAACAUUGUGAACAUUUCGAAACGUUCCUUUUUUUGUACGAAAUAAACCAAGUUGUUAUAAUAAAAUGUUAACAAAACAUUGAUUUAUUUAAA
Pogonomyrmex barbatus (red harvester ant) is the source of this 2050-nucleotide messenger RNA. RefSeq names its product hexokinase-2. Gene Ontology annotation, biological process: intracellular glucose homeostasis; glucose metabolic process; glycolytic process. Lineage: Eukaryota; Metazoa; Arthropoda; Insecta; Hymenoptera; Formicidae. Gene Ontology annotation, molecular function: glucokinase activity; ATP binding; fructokinase activity. The record is from RefSeq and is a predicted model, not a curated record. Gene Ontology annotation, cellular component: mitochondrion; cytosol.